Molecule: messenger RNA, 795 nt
Organism: Strigops habroptila (Kakapo)
Lineage: Eukaryota; Metazoa; Chordata; Aves; Psittaciformes; Psittacidae
Gene: TMEM60
Product: transmembrane protein 60
Exons: 2
Coding region: 173-577 (134 amino acids)
Source: RefSeq, a predicted model, not a curated record
UGCGGCGGAGCGGGCGGGGGCAGCCCGGCCGCCUCUCACCUGCGGUGGCCCCGCGUAGCCGGGCGGGAGGGAAUGCGCCGAGACCCUGCGCAGGAGGCGGCGGCGGCGCAGGGCGGGCCCGGGCCCGGCGGUUGUUGCUGACAGCGAAAGACUUCCUCUCAAAGCUGUUUAAAUGAGAAUGUCCCUGGCUCAAAGAGUACUACUGACAUGGCUUUUUACGUUACUCUUCCUGAUCAUGCUGGUGCUAAAGCUGGAUGAGAAGGCGCCAUGGAACUGGUUCCUCAUUUUUAUUCCAGUCUGGAUAUUUGAUACCAUCCUUCUAGUUAUGCUCAUUGUGAAGAUGGCCGGACGCUGCAAGUCUGGCUUCGACCCUCGCAACGGCUCCCAAAACAUCAAGAAAAAAGCCUGGUACCUCAUCGCAAUGCUGCUCAAACUGGCCUUCUGCCUCGCCCUCUGCGCUAAGCUGCAGCGAUUCACCACCAUGAAACUGGCCUAUGUGUUCAUCCCUCUGUGGGCCCUGCUCAUCGGGGGCAUGGUUGAACUCGGAUAUAAUAUCUUCUAUGUACGAAGAGACUAAGCUGUACUGUGUGGGUUUCAACACCGAUGCUGGUACCAAGUUACUGGAUCAUUACAGUUUUGCCACAAACUCGAUCUCCAAAUUAGAAAGCCAAGUAAGAAAUGGGUCAGGCUGGAGCCUUUAAACUGGACUGAAGACUGAAAGUAGACUUGUUCCAUUUUUUUUAUUGUAAAACUGUCACAUAUGCUCUUGUAAAUAAAAGUAUUUGAUCAACAUAA